Rhipicephalus microplus (southern cattle tick) is the source of this 2004-nucleotide messenger RNA. RefSeq names its product solute carrier family 2, facilitated glucose transporter member 8. Gene Ontology annotation, cellular component: membrane. Gene Ontology annotation, molecular function: transmembrane transporter activity. NCBI's taxonomy places the organism in Eukaryota, Metazoa, Arthropoda, Arachnida, Ixodida, Ixodidae. The record is from RefSeq and is a predicted model, not a curated record. Gene Ontology annotation, biological process: transmembrane transport.
AUGACGCGGACGGCUCAUUCGCCCCAUCGAGCAGCGAGUGUGAUUCCGUCGUCGAUGCAAACCUCAAGGUCGCAGGCUUCUCCGUCCACGAGCCUAUGGGGCACAGUCGGAGUGACCGAAACACGUGCCGCGACUGCGGUCUUCACCACCGAUGCCCGCCCGCUGGCGGAUACGGCGGGGCCAGCCCACGUGGCUUCACCCAUUUUCAGCCCGGAGACGUCCAUGCGCUGGUCCCCGUCACGCAGCCGAGCCGAACCGCACGUACCAUCGGUGCAGGAGAGCAAGGUGACAGGGAACGCGAAACGGCUCGCCACCAUCGCUGCACCGUGGGCCGGUUCGCUGAGCGUGGGCGCCGCCGUGGGCUACUCGCUGCCCGCGGCCCGCAGCCUCAUAAGCACUCGAGACAACGCGUCUGACGAUUUCCGAAUCAGUGACAAGGAAAUAUUUUGGUUUGACUCGAUUCUCUUGCUGGGCGCGGUGUUCGGAUCGCUGUGCGGCUGUUUUGCGGUGCAGUGGCUAGGCCGGCGCAGGAUGAUGGCUCUGGGUUGCCUCGGUUCGUUGGCCUCUUGGCUAGCCGUGGCCGCCGCCUCUGCAGACUCCUUCCAUCUACUCACGGCUAGGGUGCUCGGAGGGCUGUGCAUGGGCAUCGUGUCACUCGUGGUGCCCGCCUACAUCGCCGAGGUGUCCCCCGCCAGCGACCGUGGAAAAACGUGCGGUGCCUAUCAGCUGGGCGUGACCGCUGGAGUGCUCCUCAUGUACUUCCUAGGCAAGUUCGCAGACUGGACGCAACUGGCCCUGUGGUGUGCCAUACCACCGGUGACGACACUUCUGCUGCUCGGUAUGGCAGUGGAGUCACCACGCUGGCUUUUAGAGACCGAGCAACACGAGGAAGCGCACAAGGCGCUCAUAAUACUUCGAGGCAAGGCACACGAUGCGGACGCCGAGUAUCAGGAAAUCGAGGCCAUCUACACGACGACACCAACGCCCCUGAUUCACUACAUGCUGGCCGUGCUAGUGAUUGUGGUGCAGCAGUUCUCCGGCGUCAACACCGUCCUCCUUUAUGCUAGCAGUCCACUUCACGCAGGCUUCGGGUACGACUCGGACGACACACUUCUUCUAUUGGCCUCCCUACAGUUCGCGAUGACAGCCAUAACUGCUCACCUUCUGGACGCCGUGGGACGCGUGAAACCUCUGGCCGUGUCCGUGGUCAUUAGCACAGGCAGCAUGGUGGCCCUGGGUGGCGUUUACUUCAGCGUCUCGCACGACGAACAGGCCAUGGACACGCACCUCGCCACUCGUCUCACCGUAGUCUGCAAGGUGAUCUUCAGCAUCGGUUUCUCUCUCGGCCUUGGUCCGGCAUCAUGGACUCUCGCCGUCGAGCUGGCUCCGCUACGGAAGAACGGCUUUGAGUUCGGAAGCGUCUGCGCUUUUCAUUGGGCCUCGGCGCUCGGCGUCAUCAGCCUGUUCACCAUCCUGGGCACCAAUACCGGAUCGCUGGCGCUGCUGGUGGUCCUGUCGGGCCUCGUCACGUUCACGGGUGGCAUGACCGCCUUUAAGCUGCUGCCCGACACACGAGGCGUAAGCCUCGAAGGCAUUCUAUUGCAGGGCCAGGGCGACGUGCGCAGUUGUGGACCGUCGAACGUUGUUUACAUGCUCAAGCCUGCUGACGCGAUGCUGCAGUCGCCGAAGAAGCACCAGAAAGAGCCAACAACAACGCGAGGCGAACAAAAGAAACGGCCGAAGCGCAGAGACUCUGAGCCCCUGUCGCCAAGCGUAGUGGCCGCUAAGGGGUCACCCAAGCCUAAACUCAAAGCUCAGGCUAAAGACCAGGCCAAGCAUCAAGCGAAGGCUGAGUCUAACGACAAAGUCGAGGCUGGACCACACGCGCAGACUUCGGUUGAAUCUGGGGCUACGGAAGUGGUUGCGUCGGGUGAAGAUGUUCUCAGCGGAGCAAAGUCGUCCAUAGCUUCGCCCACUGAAGGAGCUCCAGAAAGCAAGAGUUGA